This is a messenger RNA of Diatraea saccharalis (sugarcane borer), 4010 nucleotides long. Lineage: Eukaryota; Metazoa; Arthropoda; Insecta; Lepidoptera; Crambidae. The record is from the annotation of a GenBank genome assembly.
AUGCGAAGUGCGGAAUAUGCCAGAAAAAAAUGCUUUGUCGUCCAUGAAGAAAUUGAUGAUAAUUCGUUCAAUCUAAGUAAUAUAGAGGAGAAAACUAAGUGCGGCGUAUGUUCUAAAGAAGUUCCCGCUGGCGGUUGGAUAAAACAUAUUCAAUUGGCACAUAACUACCUCGCGUGGAGAGAAGGGGACAAACCUAUAGAAUUGGAAAACAAAGAUAAUGUAAAAGAGUAUUUGAACAAUCUCCUGAGAACGAUACCAAAUUUGGUGUGCGCUAAAUGUGGUUUUAGCAGAAGGUUUGCUACACGAUAUAUUGAACACAUGGAGACUUGCGACGGAGUUCCUGCCAAUAAUUUAUGUGAAGAUAGAAAGUCUUUGCUUUGCAAAAAUGAAGGCUUAUACGAAUGUGCAAUUUGUCACGAAAAUAUUUUACCAAAUAAGUGGAAAAGUCACGCAAUGGAUAAACAUUAUAACGUUGCUUGGGUUGUUGGUGAUAUACCUAUUGAUCUAAAAAGUCCAUAUGGAGCAGAAAAAUAUUUAAAGGAAUAUAAACAAAUAAAAAAGAAUUUAGUAUGCAACACUUGUGGCGAAACAAGAGCGUCUCUCGUAGGGUUCUUUGUUCAUGUCGUAGCUUGCGGAAAAACAGACCAGGAAACCGAAAUGUAUAAAGAUGAUUGUACAAUAUGCGGCAAUAAGUACUUUAGUGUGUAUCGCAGUAGCCACUUUGCAAUGCACAGGGAAAAAGAGUUGACAAAAGAACGACAGUUAGAAAGACUGAGACAAAAAAUGAGUGAGCCGGAGAUAGAGGAACAACGGGAAGACGAGCCCAUGGUUGGCCGUAGAAAAGCUGCGGAGAAGGCCAAUAAUGUGAUAAAAAAUUAUCAGACAGCAGUGGCAGAAAUCGUUUACGAUUAUAAAUGCGAAAAAUGUAAUUUUGGAACGGAUGCGUUGAAGCGAUUCCAGAAACAUAAGUGUGAUGAAGACAUAGGUUCUAAUUCUGAGGUAUCUGAAGAAGAGUCCUCUGAAUUUUCUGAGGAUGAAAUUCCCGAUGAUGAAGAAGAUAAAGUGGAACGGCGAAGAGACUCAAUAAUUGUACCACAAUGGUUGCCAUUUAAACUGCUAAAUUGGAGGCCAUAUUACGAUAAAUUACUGAGAGAUUUCCGCAAAACCCAUUGCAAUACCUACGGUAUUUUAUUUCCUGAAUGGCGUAUAUCGCAAUAUGAUUUUAUAACAGACGACCAUGUUAAUGAAUAUAUGCCUAAAUUAACAAAAUCUUGCAACGUUAAGGUUGAUGGCAGAUGGAAUGUCUAUAAUAAGUUUGAAGGAUUCAAUACUAAUAGAGUGAAUAGUUUCUUCGUGGGAGGCAGUAUUCAAUACAUAUGUUGGGCCCCGGCUCGGCUCGGACUCGAUGAGGACGAGCACAGUUAUCUUGCAAUAAGCGUCCAUCUAGGCGGCGACGUGCCAAGACACGACCAUGAAGAUGCACCGAUGCAUCCAGCGCUCAUACAAAUCUGGGAUUUCAUUAAUUUGAGAAGUGAUACACCGAGAUUAGCUCUUGGAAUUAGUCACGAUUAUGGUACCGUAUGGAGUAUGGAUUGGUGUCCCUCUGGUGCUCGAGAUAUAUUUGAUGAAAAUUCAGGAAACAAAACGUGGGUGAGAUUGGGACUUCUCGCUGUUGCUUGUUCCAAUGGUUCAGCAUACAUAUUUUCUGUGCCAUAUCCUGAUUCUAUUACAACCGGCUCAAAUAAUGUGUUUGUAAAUUUAAAACCCGUAGCAGAACUUAAAAUUUGUAGUCUCAAUUCAGAUAGGAAAAAAUUUCAAGCUACUGCCAUCACAUGGUCAAAGAGAACUGGUCAUAGUGAUGUAGUGGUCGGAUACGCAGACGGAUCUAUCGCUCGGUAUGAUUUGACAACUGAGUCACCCUUUUUGAAGAUCACAGAAGAUGAUAUGACCGUAUUUUAUCCCUACCACGACGAGCGGUCGCUUAACUCUUGUGUGACAGACGUGGACUCGUUCCCUGGCAUAGGUGCUUCUCUCGACGCGGUAUGCGGUUCGUGUCCAACAGGUGCGAUAUUAACUAGCGGCGCGGUGCGGCCGACUCGUGUGACAUCACACGUGCCUGCCGUUCUAGCCACCUUCACGCAAGCCUGGCCUACUGUUAUGCUUGCCGGCGACGAUGGACUAGUCGGUCAGUCUGCUAGCGAGUUGGAAUGGCAUGGUACCGAGCGACGAUUGGGCGCGACGUCCAGGACGGCGGGCUGCCACAUAUGCGGCCGCGUAUUGAUACUCACACCGCCGUUGCUGCGGACCACUACACUCUUCCCCCUCUAUUACGACACCAACAAAGCGAUCGUGGCAUCGGUUAAUAUCGUGCACAUUGAAUCCAAAGACAAUAAAAGAAAACAGAAAAACGACGAGCUAUCUGUAACAAUGGAGCCCACUACAUACGAUAAUGCUAUCAAUAAAUAUGGGAUAGAAUUUAAACUAUUGAAAAGGACUUUCAAGGCUUCCACCGCUCCCAGAGAAUCAUUUCCUGAACGUUUCCCUCUAGCAGAUGUUACAUCUAUGGCAUACUGUCCAACCAAAACGUAUCACGAGUGGGCCGCAGUGGCGACGCACAGCGGCGUUGUUUUCAUCUUCAAAGCUGCAUGAUAUUUUAUCCUUUGCAUUUUUUGUGGUCCUGUUAGACAUAUAGGUACGAUUUCAGUACACUAAGCACGUAAAGUUAUACGUAAAAAAAUUGUAUUUACAUUUACAUAGCGUCAUCUACCUCCGAAACGAGAACUAAGACAUCCAAUACAUUUGACAUUUGUGUUCGACACAAAUGCUAUUCGCAAUAGUGAUUUUUUUACGAAUAUACUUGCUAUUUUUUGUACAAUAAACAUUGUUUGUCUAUACAUAAGUGUAUUAUAUCAGUCUUUAAUAUCGAUAGUAUAAGCAUUGUGUAGUUGACGAUUGUAUAUAUUGUUUAUAUAAACUAAUAUAUAUAAAUAAGUAUUUUUACAAUUUGGCUAAACAUGUUUAUUGUAAAUAUCAAUUACGAAAUUUACGAUUGUAAACAAACUUUAUAAUUUUUAACCAUUCAAAUCUUAAAUUAAAUAAUAACAUUGAUUAUAGAAAUCAUGUUUUUUUUACAAUUUCUCAUGUUUUUAGUUAACAUUGUUUCAUCACAACUUUAAAAUUGCAUUUAUAUUUAAGAUAAAACUUGCUUACUUAAUAUAUAUGUUUAGCAUUUACAAUUGUCAUAUUAUAAUAAUUUAAAUAAAUAAAAAAAUAUGUUACUUGAUGUCUAGUUAACGCCUAUCAGUGAAUGAUUCAUUGGAUAAUAUACUUUUUAACGAAACCUGUAUUAGUCGCAAAAGGGAGGGUGCCCUGCAAUAUGUAGAGAGAGGAUUUAUUAAACAAAUAAAAUAGUAUAUGGUCUUUUUGUGCUUACAAGUCAUGGAUGGUAGAUCGAAUGGUAAUGUAAGAAUCUUUUUUAAUAUAUAAGUAAAGUGGAGAUUAUCUUUUAUAAUGUGAUAAGUUAAUAUUUUGUUGUUUUUGUUGAAAAAUAUUAAUUUAAAUUGUAGUAGUUACGUUUUGUAUUAAGAUAAGAAUUUAGUUAUGGAAUUGUGGAAUUAAAAUGACAGUUUUUACUUGCCAAGAAAGUUAUAGUUAUUAUUUUGUACAUAUGUACAUUUUUGUAUAUUUUAAUUGUUUAAAUAAAUAUACUGACAUAAUUCUGCGCAUUAUAGAACAUCUGAUUGUAAGUGUAAGGCAUACGAUUGAGGCUCUUUAAUUCAUAUUUAAUAAGCUUAUAACAGUUUGGAUUAAUUAAAAAAUAUUUGUAGUUAUAACUUUUUAAUGUCAUGAGCGUUGGAUUUAAAAAAAGUAAUAUAUAUUUUCAAUACACCAUCACUAAACUUUAUCACCCAUCGGCUAAUAAUAAUGUUAUUGUUUGAGUACAGCACGGUAGCGGAAAAGAAAGAAUUUUGUACAGGUUAUCGUAAACAUUUAAUCUGGUAGCUGCAUCU